This is a messenger RNA of Medioppia subpectinata, 600 nucleotides long. NCBI's taxonomy places the organism in Eukaryota, Metazoa, Arthropoda, Arachnida, Sarcoptiformes, Oppiidae. The record is from the annotation of a GenBank genome assembly.
GCUGAAUCUGAAAUCAACACCUCUUUGGCAGCAGUUGUUAAGCAAAGAGUUAACUCAUGUCUAGAAGUGAUGGAUAAAUUGCUUCAAUCCGAUAAUUCGAUUGUUUCGUGUUUGGUGAGAGCCAAGAGAUCAGUGAUGACCGGAACUCGAGAAUCAAAACUUGUGAAUCAAGUCUGGAUUGCAUUAGGAAUCGAUCCCAAGACUACUCCCAAUCACUUAACUCUGGGAGAGAUCGGUAUUGAAUCCAUGUUUGCGGUUGAGCUGCAGCAGGGGUUGGAGAGGGAGUACGACAUUAAGGUAUCCCUGAAUGACAUCAAGAAUAUCACAAUAGGAAUGAUGAAAGACUUUGAGGCCGGAAAAGUGGACGAAAUGAAGAAAUUCGCGGAUGAGAUCAAGUUGUGUCGCACGAAGUUAUGUAAAGUCAAGUUUGUUAUUCCCAACGAAGCCUAUACUCGACUUAAUAACGUGACGACCGGAAAACCCCUGUAUUUCUUGCCACCACUUGAGGGCAUAUUUGCCUCAUUGGAAGGGUUGGCCGCAAAGGUUGACCGACCGGUCAUUGGUCUCAAUUGGGUUAAGGAUAUGGAGAAAUUGGGUUCA